AUGGAUUCAGCUCGUGGAUUGUUGUGGACAGAGCGGCUCCCUGUCAUCGAUGGAGAGGAUGGGGUACUGCAAGUGAGCAAAUCCGACUUCAUUUCACUGCAACCGUAUCAUUUUAUCGCCGAUCAUGACUGUAAACUUAUCCAGUGUGGCAAAGGACUAUAG
Gongylonema pulchrum is the source of this 162-nucleotide messenger RNA. The record is from the annotation of a GenBank genome assembly. NCBI's taxonomy places the organism in Eukaryota, Metazoa, Nematoda, Chromadorea, Rhabditida, Gongylonematidae.